Molecule: messenger RNA, 1015 nt
Organism: Colletotrichum navitas
Lineage: Eukaryota; Fungi; Ascomycota; Sordariomycetes; Glomerellales; Glomerellaceae
Product: 40S ribosomal protein S9
Exons: 4
Coding region: 110-685 (191 amino acids)
Biological process (GO): translation; ribosomal small subunit biogenesis
Cellular component (GO): cytosolic small ribosomal subunit
Molecular function (GO): rRNA binding; structural constituent of ribosome
Source: RefSeq, a predicted model, not a curated record
UUUUUGUCAGUGGUUUGUUUGACCUUGGGAAAUAUCGAAAGAACUUCUCGAUCUUCUUUUUGAUCUUCGUCAACCAACAAAUCCCGAAGGAUAUCGACGAGUCGGCAAGAUGGCGCCUCUCACCUACUCCAAGACCUCCAAGGUCCCCCGUCGCCCCUUCGAGGCCGCCCGUCUGGACUCCGAGUUGAAGCUCGUUGGCGAGUACGGUCUCCGCAACAAGCGUGAGGUCUGGCGUGUCCAGCUUACCCUCUCCAAGAUCCGUCGUGCUGCCCGUCAGCUCUUGACCCUUGACGAGAAGGACCCCAAGCGCCUCUUCGAGGGAAAUGCCCUCAUUCGCCGUCUCGUGCGUGUCGGUGUCCUUGACGAGUCCCGCAUGAAGCUCGAUUACGUCCUUGCCCUUAAGGUUGAGGACUUCCUUGAGCGCCGCCUCCAGACCUGCGUCUACAAGCUCGGCCUUGCCAAGUCCAUCCACCACGCUCGUGUCCUCAUCCGCCAGAGACACAUCCGCGUCGGCAAGCAGAUCGUCAACGUCCCCUCGUUCAUCGUCCGUCUCGACUCCCAGAAGCACAUUGACUUCGCCCUCACCUCUCCCUUCGGCGGUGGCCGUCCUGGCCGUGUCCGCAGAAAGAAGGCCAAGGCCGCUGAGAAGGCCGACGGUGGUGACGAGGAGGAGGAUGAGGAGUAAAUGCAUCGCCAUUUAUGCUAAGGAUUGGUCACACAAAAAAACUCUGGGAGAAGAAUGGCUGGAAAUCAUAACCAACCACGGAAAUUGGGGUGUUCAUAGUCACGGCGUUCACCAGAGGCAAAAUGGAAUGAUUGCAUCAAAUACGGAUACCACGAAUGAAUGUUAUAAAAGUCUUUGCUUGUCGUUCAGGGCACACAAAUCAACAUCGGCUCUUGCAUGCCAGCACGCGAACUUGACAGGGAAAUGGGUAUCAUGUUUGUCGAAUGCAAAUAACCUAAGUAGUCUACCCUCAAACCAAUUCAUCCUUGCCUAGGAACUUCGCCAUCGGAU